This is a messenger RNA of Aphanomyces invadans, 1959 nucleotides long. RefSeq lists its product as hypothetical. Gene Ontology annotation, molecular function: protein binding. Gene Ontology annotation, biological process: autophagy. Gene Ontology annotation, cellular component: intracellular membrane-bounded organelle. The record is from RefSeq and is a predicted model, not a curated record. The transcript has 13 exons. The coding region runs from base 1 to 1905 and encodes 634 amino acids. NCBI's taxonomy places the organism in Eukaryota, Oomycota, Saprolegniomycetes, Saprolegniales, Verrucalvaceae.
AUGGCCGAUCCAAAUGAACGAAGUGCGGUAGCGGCGGCUGCCGCCGCCGCGGAAGACAUUGACAUGGAAAGCAGUACCCCCGCAGGGAUCGCGGAACGUGCCCAAAGAAGCAUUAACCCUCCAGGAGUACCGCCGUCGUUUCGCCGAGCAGGUCGUGCGACCAACAUUGCCCGAACCAUGAUGUCGCGAGAACUCGGCCACGGACGCCGAUUCGCGUUUCAUGACGAAGAGAUGUGGAUCGAGAACGAGUCGGCCACGAAGCACGUCUGCGAGUACUUUGACAUGCCGCCGACAACUCGAUCCGCGAUCUCCAUCGCGUUCUCCCCUGACGGGAAGACAUUCGCGUCGACUCAUGGCGAUCACACCGUCAAGAUUGUGUGCUAUUCUACCGGGCGCAUUCUACAAACCCUGGUGGGCCAUCCCCGUACUCCCUGGAGCGUCAAAUUUCACCCGACAAACCCUCGCUACGUCGCAUCGGGCUGCCUUGGUUACCAAAUUCGUUUUUGGGACGUUGUCACUGGCAAGUGCUUGUACGAAGCUACGCUGCGCCACGCCAUCAUCUCAGUGUCCUUUCACCCGUGUGGGAAUGUCCUGGGUAUCGCCAGCGGCACGUGCGUUUACACGUGGGACUACCAGCACCACCCGAGUCCCCGCAUCGUUAUGUUUAGCAACCAAACGCUCCGGUCCGUGUCGUUUUUGCCCGACCCGACCAAAAUCCUCGUGGGCGAAGCGAACGAGAAAUACACGCGCCCGCUCGGCACGGUGCCGUCCGAUCUCACGGUCACACUGACGCUAUGGGAGUACAAUGUGGCGUGGUCGACAGCGCCGGAACCGUCUUCGUCCAAAGCCAUGCAUUCGCCACACGUGCUGUUGACUCAUGCGUUGUUGUACAACGAUGGCGGGUUCGACGUGUCCAAGUGUGGCCAGUACCUCGCAGUGUGCACCGACUUUAGCCUGUGGCAGGCCGAGCAGGACAUGCCUCCACCGUCGCAUGUCGACCAUCCAUCCCCAUUUUACGGCCAGAAUGCCCACAGCGCCGACCCGUUGGCGCCGCAUCGAGUCUAUUUUGUGCCGGAAUGGCCUGCCCUCAACCCAACCACAACAACGGCUCGACGUCGUGCUUUCAUGACAGAUCUUGCGUCGAACGAUGCCGCGGCUCGGCGGAUUCGGCAGCGACUGGCUGCGCCGCCACCUCCGCCAUCGACUACUACCCACCCCGAUGCAAUCCAUACGCGACCGUCCCUUGCCGCCAGCACCAUGGGCCAUCCCCCUGUUGUGCCGUCGUCGCAGCAUCCAGUGAUCCCUGCGCCGUCGGCACCACAAGCUUGUCGGAUGGCGCAUCUCCGCCCAAACAUCGCGAGCUCGUUCAAUCGAUUGUCCCACGACCAGCGACUCACGCGAGGUCGACUGGCGGUGGAGCAUCAGUCGACGUGGCUUGCGCUGUUGUCGCUUGCGCCGGACAAGACGUUGGGGACCGUGGUGCAGACCGCGUUGCUGGCGGAAACCGCGGCCGGCGGCGUCACGUCGGUCAAAUUCAGUCCCAGUGGCGCGUACGUGCUGCUGGGGUACGGCGUGCGGGACCGCAUCCAGCGCAUCAACCAGUUUCCAUUGCAUCGAGUGACGCGCAUGUACCGAUGGGAGGACAUGAGUCUGGUGAGCCACGUCGAGUCGGACGCGGACGACGUCAACAUUGCGCUGUUUCAUCCACUUGCGGGCGGCGGGUUCCUCUACGGCACCAAGCAAGGCCGAGUCCGUCUGUGCCGGCCGUGGCGCGGCGCGUUUGACGACCCUCGCAACGAAAACACACUCAAGGAAUCGCUCGAUCUGCACGCGCUGUUUUACCACGGGGCCAUGCCAACACACACCCCCAUGGCGCCACGACCUGGUCGCCGAAAUGGAAGAUAGCUCGAUGCCAAUGUGGACAUUGUUGGACCCAAGUGGAUGCGUUGACCUCGCGCU